CUAAAGCUCGAGAGAUAUUCAUGCCACGUUCGAAGGCUGCCCGUUCCCACAUUGUGACUGGCCGUGUGGACCGUGCCGCCCGCCAAGCACUGAGUCAUCCCGGCUGUGCCCCAAUCCAACGUUCGCGGCCCCGCUCCCGGCCCUGUGUAGUAGUUCGACUCUAAGUAGUAAUGCUGGGCACGUAAGCCACAUAGAUUUUACUCGCUGCAACAAGACCGUAGGGAAGCUUCCUCCAGCUAGGAACGAGCCCACCACGAUGGGCCAGACUUAUGGCCUUGUGGGUGGGCUUGUGAUGGUCAUCAUCGCGCUGGCCUCCAUUCCAAGCGAUGUGGAGGCUCGGGACUUCAAGCUAAAUGUCCAGAAGGGGCAGCAAACCUUGUGGCAGAAGUCGCCACCGCCCAAACACCGGACGAGCAGUCCCCCGCCCAAGCGGAGAGCGGUGGCGCCCCCGCCUCCCUCACCAGAGCCCCCAUCAGCCCCGUUGCCGGAUCCGGCCAACUCCCGCGAGAAGAACGGAGUGCGGCUGGUGCUGGGCGAUGGGCCGCGGGGCCGCCUGGAGCUUUCCUCCACUGAAGGAUGGCUGACAGACUAUGUUGACGGAGCCGUGGCAUGGCUGCCAGUGUGUCAGAUGAUUGGCUUUGACGACUCCAAGGCGCAGAUCAUGUGUGAGCUGCUGGGCUACACGUACGGCCGGCUGUACUACGACGAUGAGGUGGCGUGGCGGCCACCCAACGACACCGCUAGCUACACUGACCUGCCCAUUGAAAACCUGGACUGCUCGCCAAACUACCCAGAUGCGCCGCCGCCCAGCUCUGAGGGCGGGGACCAGACGGCCGGCGGCCACCGCCGCCGCCUGCUGGCGCCACUGCGAGCCGACAUCAACAUCCCCAAGAACGCGCCGUACACGUGCAGCUUCUACUCGUACGCCACCAAGCGGUGCGACUACUCCGGGCCGCUGGUGGGCGUGGAGUGCGGAGAUGAUGUGUUCCCCCCGGCGCCCCCGCCCCCGCCGCGCCCGCCCAGCCCGCCCAAUGCCCCCCCGGACCGCAACGUGGAUCUCAAGUUGUACGGCGUGGGUGUGGGCACUGUGGCCGACCUGGAGUCCAACCUGUGCGACAGCGAGGAGCAGGACGGGUGCCGCAGCUACGAGCGGGCGGAGGUGCUCAUCGCGGACCCUGCCAACCCAGGGUCGCAGAUCUGGGCGCCUAUCUGCUCCGUUGACAACAAUGAUGACCUGGCCAUAUUGGUGGGCGACACGCUCUGCAAGCAGGUCGUCAACUACCCGGACCCCGGCUACGUGUCCUACAGCGGCGAGGUGCAGCUGCCGCUACAGAUCCCGGAAGAGCCCGACGCAGCUGCGGAGGGCAACCUGUUCCGCCCCAGCAAGUAUACUCAGUGGGUCACAUUCACGGGCGGCGAGCCGGACGCCCGGUACCCCGCGCUGCAGCAGUUGGAGUACACGGUGGCGUCGGCAUGUGAGAGUGCCCAGCUCUUCGCCGUCUUCUGCUCCUACGCAGAUGAUUGAUGGUGGGGAUUCCGUGGAAGCACAUCCGCCUGAUCAGCUGCUCCUGUGGUCUCGGGUGAAGGUUUAGAAGCACUGCUUUGUAUUUGUGUGCGAACCCCCAGCAUUUGAGUUUCCACACCUUGAACUGGCCUCAGACGGUGAGACCUCGGGCGUUGUGCUUAGGGGUUGUGCUAGAUCAGGAGGUUUGAGGCAUGGUUGGUUUAGGUUAGGCAAGCAUCGGGCACGUGUGUACGACGUGUGUGUUGUGUGUGCACGCACGCAUGAUCCUGGAGUUACACACAUGGGCGACCCAACGACGGCCUGGAGGCCCGAUGUGUGUGUGUGUGUGUGGCCAGUGGGUCUUCCACCGGGUGUCGCGUCGCGCGGUGAGCCUGUGACUGACUUGCUCCGCGAUUACUACGGUAGUGCGGGCCAACGGACAGCGUUGCCGGCGCACAUGAGAGAUUAGAUGAAAGCAGAAAGUAUGGAUGUGCGUGCUGCGUGCAGUGUAAUCCAUGCCGGUGAGAUUGUGAGACGCAGCGCACGUGUGCGCGCGUGACUUUUAUGUGCAUGUACUCGUGUAUGCGCGUGUAAAGCCCGACCACC
Messenger RNA from Chlamydomonas reinhardtii, 2110 nucleotides. RefSeq lists its product as uncharacterized. Bases 257 to 1525 code for a protein of 422 amino acids. Gene Ontology annotation, cellular component: membrane. The record is from RefSeq and is a predicted model, not a curated record. The transcript has 13 exons. NCBI's taxonomy places the organism in Eukaryota, Viridiplantae, Chlorophyta, Chlorophyceae, Chlamydomonadales, Chlamydomonadaceae.